CAGUCUGCCCGCCAUUGUGGCCGAGAACGCUGGUUUGUGUUACCGCGCUUUUCAUCCAGUAGAAACUCUACAAUAAACUUAUCCCGAGUUUUCCCGCGAAAGGUAAUUUCCGGUUCCUUCGGGCUGUGUUCCGUUUUUAAAUUUAUGGUUAUCCGUGCUUGUGAUUGUGUUUUGUUUUAGUUGUGGAAUAUUUUAAAGCCGGUGUGUAGAGUUUACCGUAAGCCUAUUUUGUUUGCUGUGGGAAGCAUUUCUGCCGCUUUUCAAUGCAUACUAUGGGUUGGAUAGCCCUGUCGGUGUUAGUCCUAGUCUCCGAGGCACAGGCUCAGGAGGUCUGUCUGUCGGCUGAGGAGGACCCGUACCUUCUGUUCGGGACCAAGACCGCCUACAACUUCGCUCACACCGCCGGGAUCUCGACCACCCGCAUACAGGAUGUUAUUGGAUGCAGUCCAAUAGCGUUUUGGUCACUGAACCGGCACGGCUCCCACAAUCCCGAGCUCAACGAAAUAAACGAACUGCAGAGACUCCAAGACUUGCGGGACAACAUCAUCGCCAACUACAAGAAUGGAAACUUUAGGAAUACUAACCAACGCAUGUGCACAUCCGACGUGAACCUGCUAGAACGAUGGCAGUGGAGCGCGCGGCACACGGCAGCUAGCGCGGGCGAGCUCACCAGCGAAGGCUACGUCACCGCGCAGAACCUGGCGCAGGCCUGGAGGCAGCGCUACCCGGGGCUCUUGACUGACAAUAGACAUGAUUACUUGUUCAAGUACCUGAACGACCGUAGAUCGACGAGCUCAUUCCGCGCCUACACUGAGGGUCUCUUCCGUGCGCAGGCGCAGGACCAAGACAUACCGAAUGCUAGCGACGAGAAAUUACUCACGCCCUACAAGUUCUGUCCAGCAUGGACGAAAGAUGUGGAACAGAAUAACGAAACCACAUCCUACCAGCUCAUCUUUGAAUCUAAGCAGGAGUACAGAGACAUGAUCAACAACAUCUCCCUCCGGCUCGGGUUCAACUAUGAGAUAGACAAGGAGAGCAUCAAGCGCAUGUACCAGAUGUGCAGAUACAACAAGGCGUGGGACAUCGCGCAGAUAUCGCCGUGGUGCGCUGCCUUCACAAAGAGUGACCUGCAACGUCUAGAAUACGCAGAGGACCUGGAGACCUACUAUAAAUACGGUUACGGCUCUCCGAUCAACCAGAAACUCGGAUGCGGCUUAGUUAAAGACAUGUUCGACUUCUUCCAACAUCAAAUUGAAAGUGGAGAUAUCCCCCAACAGCCCCGAGCUAAAAUCUACUUCACGGACGCUCCCACCCUCCUACUCACUCUGACGUCACUCGGCGCUCACCGGCAAGUCACUCCGCUGACGGGCGACAACUACCGGACUCAGGUGCAGCAGAGAAAAUGGGUGACGUCGACUGUCGCGCCUUAUAACGCGAACCUCGCCGCCGUGUUGUACAAAUGCGAUCCAAACAGCAACUACCAAAUCCAGGAGAAAUACCAAGUGCUGUUUCUUGAAAACGAGCAACAAAUGGUUUUAGACAACUGUCGCGUCGGCCUCUGCGAUUGGUCGCUCGUGAAACAGAAAUAUGGCAACACCUCAAGCUGUGAUAUGCAGUUUUGCAACGCCGCAAAUUCACUCAACAGCUUAUUCGGUAUUAGCUUGGCGUUGUUAAGUUUGGUUGUCCGGUACAUUUCUGUUUAAGUUUAUCUGUAAAAUGUUAGAAAACAAUUUAAUAGAGUAUAGCUUGUACCUGUUGUAUAUUGUUAUAUGUAGAUUCCAAAGUUUAAUAACCCACCCAAGCCAUUCAUACUAUGUAGAUACCAACAAACUAAAAUGUAUGAUAUGCGUAACUUUAAUCAUAGAAUCGUAAGAUAAAUUUGAAUGAAAUACUUGUUGACUAUGUUUGUUACAAUUUCUAUUAGUUUUAAGAAACCCACAUUUUUUAUAUUAAUUAUGUACUUACCUUAUUUUUUACUGUUGUUAGUGUCCGUAAGCCAAUAUACAUUUAUACCACCGUUAAACAAGAAUUGAUUCAUGAAGUAUACAACAUUUUAUUCGUAUUCCUGUUUUCAUAGUAUGUUGAUGUUAAAGAUGUUUUUAUCUGACUGUUAAUACCUACUUAUA
This is a messenger RNA of Plutella xylostella (diamondback moth), 2126 nucleotides long. Its product is annotated as multiple inositol polyphosphate phosphatase 1. Lineage: Eukaryota; Metazoa; Arthropoda; Insecta; Lepidoptera; Plutellidae. Gene Ontology annotation, molecular function: acid phosphatase activity; inositol phosphate phosphatase activity. The record is from RefSeq and is a predicted model, not a curated record.